UCAGCAGCGAGUUACAGUGUGGUUUUCUGUGGGCGAAGAAACCCGACUGAGAAAAUGCCUGUCAAGAAUGCUAAUAAGUUCCAAAUGGACGUCAUCGAUGUCGAAGACUUUCUGCGGGAUCCGCCGUCCGGCUUCACGGUGGAGCUUCGUGUGACGGGGUACAGAUUUAUCAGAAGCGACCCCGACAGCUUCUGUGUAUUCAUCGAUGAAUUCGACAGUGCCAAAGGAAAAGUCAUUUUCCAAAAUUCACCCGGAAGGUCAAUUAAAGUGCAUACUCUAAAAGACUACAUGCACGUAAGGGAAAGACUGACAUCAAAACGGAUUGUAUUAAUGGUCUCGGCUUGCGAGCACAACACCGCACGGUCCAAAAAGGUCCAGAAAAACGCAAAAGUGCUGAAACAGUACAUCGUGAUCCUGGAUGGUAAUAACCCCGUGAUCAAGUGGGAGAUGGAGAGAGGCCUGGAUCACACCAUUUCAUCUGUGGCGGGAGAGAGCUACAAAGUCAAGAUCGACUUGAGCGACCUGCUGCAGAGGUGGGCGGGUGAUAACUUUCACAUCAUCGCAGACGGGCGGAAAGUGAAACCCGAUUGGAGAGACGCGUACUUCUGCCUGAAAUACUAUACAAACGCGCUCUUUGACGUCCCCCACUGGCUUGGAUUCAACAAGCGCAAGUUCAAGAUCUCUUACUACAGAAAAGCAGAAGUGGGCAAACAGAAGAGUUGAUUUUCAGGCUAGUUUACCUCGACAGAAGCAGAAAUGUCUGAAGAAUCCUUCAGAUAACAGUUUGAGAAUGGCCACCGGCACUUGUCAAUGGAUUUGAAGGCUUGUUUCAGAGCCUAGUUUGAGCUGUAGGUGGUCUGACUGGCCCACAUGAUGAAGCUCCACAAGAUGGAGCUAUUUGAUCAAAAUUGUGGAUCAAAAUCUGUGGUCAAAAUCUGGGGCUGGUCAUUUUGAAAGGAUGAAUGUAUGUGUGCAUCUGUCUCUUGUCUCAACAAGUAAAAUUCAGUCUCCAUUUUAACUGUACCAUUGCUUGUUUAGAGAUUCUGAUGCCAUCAUGCUUCAAACACCAAGAAUAGAUAUGUAUAUGUGUAUGUAUCCUGUAUAAAUGUGUUGUGUAAUGUGGAAUUACAUUUACAUUUAUUUAUUUAGCAGACGCUUUCAUCCAAAGCGACUUACAAAAGUUUUUAUCUUGGCUGUUUUAUAAAAUUUGUUACUGUAACAAUAUUUGUGAGAGAAAAAUAAUCCCACUUGCAUUCAGAUUUUGUAUGGUAUUUGUUUUUAUUUGGAUGAUGUAAACAACAUACUACUAGGCAAAUCAUGAAUGAAAACAUGAAGGAGAGUCCGUCCUUUCUUAUUUGUAAUGCGUUUGAAUGUGUGUGUGUGUGUGUGUGUGUGUGUGUUUUUCUGAUAUCAUUGAAGUAUAGUAUUGGGAUAAUUGUAUACAGGGAUUGAUUUGUGAAGAAUCAGAAUUUCAGAUGAAUAUGUAAAGUCUUGGACCGUCUGAUUGAUUAGUAUUGGUAUGUUUAGCACUUAACCAUUAUAACAAAUUGCAACCAAAGCUAACAUGCUUUGCAAACCUCUUAUGUGUACACAGUUGAAUUAACAAUGUCCGUUGUGUCUAAGUAAAGGGUGGCUUACCUGAUGAAAAAUAGGAUUGAGAA
Molecule: messenger RNA, 1661 nt
Organism: Megalops cyprinoides (Indo-Pacific tarpon)
Lineage: Eukaryota; Metazoa; Chordata; Actinopteri; Elopiformes; Megalopidae
Product: mesenteric estrogen-dependent adipogenesis protein-like
Exons: 5
Coding region: 55-723 (222 amino acids)
Source: RefSeq, a predicted model, not a curated record